ACGAACUUGCUAACAAACUAAAAGCCGUGAAGAAGAAAUCUCUUGAUUCUUCCAUCUCUGUAAUUUUCUUGAGAAUUCAGAACCUUAACAAUGGCGGUGUUCAUUAGCGUCGUCAAAUUGUUAAUUGCGAUUCUCACCGCGUCGAUGGUGAUGGUUGCGAUGUCGCCUCCGACUAGAUGCACAACCAGAGAGCUUCUCUUGCUUUCGCCAUGUUUGCCUUUCAUCUCGGCUCCACCGAACAAUCUUUCCGAUUCAGUUCCCUCGUCGUGCUGCGAGGCGUUCUCUUCUGCCUAUGGUUCCGGUGGCGGAAUUUGCCUCUGUUAUUUUCUUCGUGACCCUCAGAUUUUGGGAUUCCCGUUGAAUAAUACGAAGCUGACCGCUCUGUCUUCGAUUUGUCCUCUCAGUGAUGGAACGCAUUUGGAGAAGAAUAGUUCUCUAGAUUCGCUCUGUUCUGCUUCACGAACUCUGCCUCCUCUUCAGAGCUCGAAAAUUCCAGGAAUCCAAGAGCCGGAUAGUCCUGCUGAGGAGAACACACCGCCUCCUGCGGUGGCCUCACCACCCUCUACGCUUGUGUCACCGCCACCGUCUGCAGAUGAAUUGCCGCAGUCUCCUUCAUCUGCUACAGCAAAAGGUUUUUCAAUGAAAUCUGGAUCAACAGGAGCUUAUGUCUAUAGAAUUUUUGCACUGCUGAUAAAUGAUCACUUCUAUACAUUCCCUGUGAAUCUGUAA
Molecule: messenger RNA, 729 nt
Organism: Cucurbita maxima (winter squash)
Lineage: Eukaryota; Viridiplantae; Streptophyta; Magnoliopsida; Cucurbitales; Cucurbitaceae
Exons: 5
Coding region: 91-729 (212 amino acids)
Source: RefSeq, a predicted model, not a curated record